This is a messenger RNA of Entrophospora candida, 484 nucleotides long. The record is from the annotation of a GenBank genome assembly. Lineage: Eukaryota; Fungi; Glomeromycota; Glomeromycetes; Entrophosporales; Entrophosporaceae.
UGAAGAAGAAGUGAGAAAAUUGCGAAAUAGAGUUAGUGAAUUAGAAUCAAGCAGUAACACCCAAUUAACUCUACGGAAAAGUACUGAAAGCGAUUUAUCAAUAGUUCGAACACAAAGAGAUAAUCUACAAGUAGAAAAAAGAAGUUUGGAAAGAGAAAAUUCUCGUAAAAAUGAGGUCGAAAGAAUAACUAAUUCGUUUAAUAACCUACAAACUGAAAGUAAUAAUAAAAGCAGAAAUAUUGAGGAACUAAAAGGAUUGUUAGAAGAAUCCCAAGAAGAAAUCCUUAAUCAUAAAUUCCGAACUCAAGAAAUUAAGUUAGAAAACUUUAUUCAAAAACAAGGAAUUAAUCGAACAAAAGUUCGAGAUUUACAGAAAGCCUAUUAUCAACUAAUUAAGUCUCGAGAAAAUUAUAAUCGAGAAAACUUUAAUGAAGCAAAUGAAACUAUUGAAAGAAUUAAAGAUGAAUUAUUAAGUGGAGGAUGA